CCUUUUCCCUCCCCCAUCCCCGUCGCCAGAAAUCCGUCCCUCUCUUCCCUCCCUUCCUCUCCCUCUUCACUCUCCCUCUCUCCACCUGUCGACCUCGUUUCCUUUCGAUCGCACAGUCUUUUUCUUUUUAUUUAGACUCUCUCUACGCUCUCUUUUUGGGUUCUUUGCAUUGCCACCUCCCGGCUCCUCCUGCAAAGCCCCCUCCCACAUUCCUUUGAAGUAUCCCCGUCGUCUCGACGUCCUUCUCCCGGUUAACCCGUCACUCCUUAUCGGGUCCGACGCACUUUCAUUUGGCUCAACGCCGUCCAUUCCUUGCUUCGGCACCGCUUCGAUUCAGUUACCGUAUCGCUCUAGUCGAUCGAUAGCUACCAGCUAGCUAAUUCCUUUCGCACAACCGUUCUCUCCCUACCGCCGCUGCCUCUACUUUCAAACCUUCACCGCGUUGGAAGGCCCUCUGUCGUCCGCUCUUUUGGAUCGUCCACGCCCAUUGCAACGCGCCAGCCUCUCCCGACGCUCGCUCGCCGCAUCCUUCCGGCCUUACCCCCUUUUGCCCUCUUGUUCGUUUUGACUUUGAUAUUGACGACUUCUUUGACGACACCACGCUCGAUCCUACAUCCUCGUGCUGACCUCGGCGGGCCCAAAGACAGCCAGGCGCUACCUGAAACAAGCCCGCUGACCCUCCUCCAAGUCGCACCGAGCUCUCUUUCCUACCUAGACGACGGGUCUCCUUCGCAGUCAUGCAGGAGCCCAUCAUGGAGGAGUCCGUCGAAACACCGACCAGCAUGGGAACCCCAAUCCCCCCUCCCGGCGGUGCCACCGCAACCACCACCUCCUCCACCACCACCACCACCACCACUACCGCCUCUGCCAACAAUUCCCGACGACCGCCUCGCAAGAGCACCCUAACCCAGCAGCAAAAGAACCAGAAGCGCCAGCGAGCUACGCAGGAUCAAUUGCUGACUCUCGAAAGAGAGUUUAACAAGAACCCUACGCCCACUGCCCUGGUCAGGGAGAGAAUUGCAGAGGAGAUCAACAUGACCGAGCGGUCCGUUCAGAUUUGGUUUCAGAACAGGCGAGCCAAGAUAAAGAACAUCGCCAAGAAGAGCAUUGAGAACGGGGAGGAUUGCAACGAGAUUCCAGAGUCCAUGCGCCGCUAUCUCGCGCUUCAGGCCAUGGAAUCUGGCAAACCCUUGGCGUCCGGCCUCCUCUCACGAGGCGGCACCUUCGCCUAUGGUAGCGGCAUGCUCCUCAACACCGACUCCAGCUCAAGCAAAGUCGUGAUCCAUCACUUCUCAUGUCGUUCGCUCAGCAUUGGCACGUGGAGAAGAAUCGGCCAGAGUGCCAUGGAUCUUGUCAUCUUUUACUCGCCCGAGAAGUGCUGUGUCACGUACUACAUCAACAACGACUCGGCAGGCUACAAGAUUGAGUACCCGUUUGCAUACAUCAAGAACAUCACACUUGACAAUGGGGACCCAGCAACCAACGCAGAGGGCGCUGCGCAAAGACCUGGAGGACUCGUCGUUGAGCUUACUCGCCCACCAAACUUCUUCAUGGACUCGUCCGGAUCUGGUGGGUUUUACCAGUGUGGAGAUUUCACCGAGGAUCAACAGGCCUCUCACUGCUUGGUACACCACCUGGGCGGACAUCCGAAAAUCCUCAGCGGACAGCUCGCGAAGCUUGUUGCUCUAGAGUCCUUCCAGAACCGGCAUCACGUAUUCGACCCCAACGCCUUGGCCGUGUCUGCCCCGGUCUCUCCGAUCAACCACCGCCCGGCAUCUCAGCCGAACCACCAUGCUGCUCAGAAUCCGAUGGGCAUGUUCCACGACACGCCUUUUGGCGUCGGAGUCGGCCUCAAUGUGCCUCGCGGACACAAACGACAGAGAAGUCGUUCGGUCCCUGUCGCCAUCGAUUUCUCCAUGCUCCGGCAUCCUAUGCCAUCCUUUUUGGUUCCUGAGCCACCGGCUCAGCCAUACGUGCCUCAGCAUUCGGAAAUUGUCGCACCCGUUCCACAGUAUCAUAAUGGCCCGUCGCCUAUGGGUCCUACCCUGAGCAUUGACACUUCGGCUGGCUUCGGCAUGAACUUCAAUCAACAGUUCCACCCAAUGUCUGCCACGACAGCGCCCUCUCCGUCAGACUUUGGCACACCGGGCUUUUUCACGUCUGGCCCCGCCCCGGAAAAUAUACCCGCGUCGAACAUGGCCACCUCCUUCAACCCGCAAUUCAUGUCCCCAAUGCCACCAGAUGCCAACCUGCACGCGCAAGCUCCAUCUCCUAUGCACAGCAUGGGCUCGGCAGACCCCGUGAUCGCCAACCAAUCGCCCCCUUUGAACUCCAUGGGUCGAAGUGCUUCAGCGGAUAUCUAUCACCUACCUCAGGACAGCGCCAUACUGGAUGACGGCAUGUUCUUGGACAUGUCAUCCAAGCAGCCAAUGACAUUACCUUUCCGGAAUUCAAUGCACGAUGAUCAGCAGCAACCGGGCUUGGACAUGAACCCCAUGGUGGGCUACAGCACCGUCGAUCCUUCGUCAUUGGCUCCUCACCCAAUGUAAAUACGCUGCAGCGCUUUUCCUUGAACGCAGCUGUCUCUCGACAAAAUGCCAGACCGUCAAAUAGUCGCCAUUUCCAGCACACCGUACACGAGAAAAUAAAAACAAGGUUCGAAAGCUCGAUACCAGGGACGCCCAAUAGGCGGGCAAACCUGAUAAUAUCUCUUCUCCAUUUUUUUUGUCAAACAUUCGCGAAUCUCUUCAUCUGAUGCAAAACUGCUACGACUUAUCUGAUCUGAGAGGGGGGACGGUUCCUAAGGGCGCAUAAAGGCGUUAAUAAUCUUUUGAUUGCAAAUGCUGAGCAGCAAGAUGUUUACAGAUCGUCACGGCCGGGUUUGGGACAAAGGGAAGAACAACAGCGCACGCAAGAUCGAGCGAUAUUUGGAUUUCCUCGAAGGUUUUGGUCGAGCGCGGCUGGAAGUCUGCGAUCACAAAACAUUUUGCGGCAUGGAGGCUUCCUUGCGUGCAAUUUUGGAUUUGUUUGCGCAUGGUGCUCUCUGGUGAUGAAAGCUGAGGGCAACCACGCUUGAGCUAGAGUUGUAUCUGAUUUUUUUUGUCCUUUUUGGUUAUCUAGUUUUCUUUAGCUUUUGUGUGUGUCUUCUGUGUGUGUCUGUGUGUGUGUGAGUGUAGUCAGCGACUCCCCCUAUUUUCACCGUAUUGGGCUGGGCAUUUGUGCAGUUCUGGUUUUCCGAAAUAUAUAUAUCUCGAUACGACAGCACUGUUCAAUAUACAUUAUUUUCCUUUUUUUGCAUA
Molecule: messenger RNA, 3299 nt
Organism: Verruconis gallopava
Lineage: Eukaryota; Fungi; Ascomycota; Dothideomycetes; Venturiales; Sympoventuriaceae
Exons: 3
Coding region: 738-2549 (603 amino acids)
Biological process (GO): cell differentiation; regulation of transcription by RNA polymerase II
Molecular function (GO): RNA polymerase II cis-regulatory region sequence-specific DNA binding; DNA-binding transcription factor activity, RNA polymerase II-specific
Source: RefSeq, a predicted model, not a curated record